ACCACCACCACCUCUUGUACCACCACCACCUCUUGUGCCACCACCACCACCGGGAAGAGUGUGCUAUACGGCGGCGUGGAGGUGGUGCACACCGACCAGGGUCCGGUGAGCGGCCUCCACUGUGUGGACCACCACACCUCCACCCCCACCACCACUACCGCCUCCACCACCUCCCCGACGCUUACGCCCUCCACCCCCACCACCACCACCGCCACCACCACCACCUCCAGCGGUACCAUCAGUGGAGGGGGCACGUCAGUCAUCAGCAGCAGCAGUACAACAGCGUGGGUGAGCAGCAGCGGGAGCAGCAGUAACAGCAGUAACAGCAGCGGGGGUCCCGGUAAUAAGGCGUCGCCACUCUCCCUCACCUCGCUCAAGGCUGCCUGGAGGAACCUCACCAGUCUAGGGCUGGGGUCGUCCCGCCUGCCGCACCUCGAGCGACCCGACGUGGGUGUGAGUGAGCCUCACGACUACCGGUAUACUCACUUCCCCAACAAGCGUCACCACAAGGAGACCGCCUUUGACGAGACUCACAUACACCUCACCCCCACCUCCCGCACCUACACCCACCCCCACCGUAGUCCCGUCCCACCCCCGCCCCACGCCCACACCCCGCCCCCCCGCCCGCAGGUGCCCGAGGCCACCCUCACGCUCGCCAAGUGCCUUAGGAAACACAGGGAGAAGCAGCAGGCCAGGGCACUAACUCGUAAGUCAAAGUCAGACAAUGCUCUACAAAAGAUCGGUGUUCAUUUAAAAUCUCACUCGGACCAGAACCUGCACAAAGUGUGGCUAAAUAGUGUUAAUAGUGGUAGUGUGAGCUGUAGUAGUAACAGCAGCAAGAGUAACUCAGUGUUUAGUACUGUUCAGCUGUCGGGCGGGAGUGGUGACAGCUGCGGCAGUAGUAGCAGCAGCUGCAGGAGACACCACCGCUCUAAGUCCCUGGAGCGGCACCAGGGCGCCCGCGUCCACCCGCUCCCGCCCCUCGCCCACCACCGCCACACACGCUCCCUCGAGAGGAACCACAAGUUCACCGUUGACCUCAGGUCCCUCUACCCCAGUAAGGACGAGCCUCCGGAGCACCAGGCACCUCCGCCCCCCAGCCUCACGCCGACGCACGUGCCGUGGGCGCCGGAUGCCGUGGAGGGCGUGAGCGUGCACGGCCAGCAGCAGCAACAGGUGUGGCUGGGCGGCAUGGAGGGGGGACACGCGACCGGCGGCGGGGGGUCCUUCAUCAACAAGCCCGCCAGGGGCUGGCUACACCCUGACCACCAACUGGCGGACGACGGCAUCUGUUACGGCGUCAGG
Molecule: messenger RNA, 1305 nt
Organism: Homarus americanus (American lobster)
Lineage: Eukaryota; Metazoa; Arthropoda; Malacostraca; Decapoda; Nephropidae
Product: location of vulva defective 1-like
Exons: 2
Source: RefSeq, a predicted model, not a curated record